AUGCUCUCCGACGGCCUCUUCCUCGCCGCUUGUGUCGUCCCGCCCGUCUGCCUCGUUGUUGUCAUCGCCUGGACGCUGGUCGUCCUGCGACGUUUCCGACGCACAGCCGCCAGCGCACCGUCUCCACCUCACUCGCUUGCUCAGUUUCGACCUUCUCAGCCAGUCUUUGUCCCUCCUCCUCCACCGCCAUUUUUACAUCCUCCUCCCUUUCCUUCGCCGAGCGAGCAGCCCAUUCCCCGUGACCAGCUCUUCUCCGUACUUCCUCCCGCCCAACCAACACCCGCCGAACCGCCAUUCUCGAUCCACACCACCCUCCCACGCAGCGGCACCCGCGUCCUAGCCCGCAACGCCUCAAGCAACCAAUCCCACACGCCCUCGUCGAACAGCCACUCAGGCUCUGAGGCGGCGUGGAAGAGGUUGAGUGGGGUGUCGAGAGAGCGGACGAGGAGGGACAAGCCGGAGAGGACGAGGAGGGAGAAGGGGAAGUUUGGAGUUGGCGAUGCGGAUGACGAGUGGGUUGCGGUGGUGCCGACUCCGACGGCGACGAGCGCGGGACACGAUGGAGGUAUCGAGACUCGCAGCAUCGUCGACGAGACGCUUCGACCGGCGGGAAGGAGCAGACGUCGGACGUCGACCUGGUCCGCUCAGGACUUUGAUCCGCUCGUCUCGCCGUCCUCAAAGCGCCACUCGGCUUCGGCGUCGCUCUCGGCGCCCAACACGAUCGCGAGACCAGGACCAAGGCCCCUCCCGCCUGGAGCGGGAUAUGGCGCGUCUGCUUGGUCGGCUGCGACGAGCGCCGUCGACUUGCCGACGUCGAGCGCUCUCACGACGCCUGACGAGGUCAUGGUCGGCGGCUCGCAGGAGAGCGGGAUGCCUUUGAUGCGCCAGACGAGCUCGAAGGAAGCGCAUUCGCCGAUGUCGCCCUCAACGCCAGCGCAUCCGGUUCCUGCUUCUGACACCUUGCAGUACGACCCGCAUCACACUCCAGACGUCACCGAGACGCUGCGCUUGUCCCGCAUCUACCCGGACCAUGAGCAAUCGCCUUCUCCCGACGACUACACGAUCUCUGCCCGCUCAUCCGCCUACUUCGGCACGACUGUCCUCCCCAUGCCGACUCGCACGCCCUCUCCUACAGCCAUCUUCCCGAAUACGCCUACUCGCCUGUCAAUGCGAGACUGUGACUCGUCCGCCUUCUCCAGCCCAGUCUCGCCUUCCGCUCCGCGCUACUUCCCGCACUCAGCUCCUCCCUCUCACGCGCACACCCGCGUCUCCCACAUCUCGACAGCGACGUCCGCAGCCCUCGCAGACCUCGAGACGUACGCCGCAUCCCUCUCUUCCAGCUUCGCCUUCCCUGCAAAACCCGCCGCUCAUUCAGCCUCGCCGUCUGAGCCGCCACUCACCGCCUUCCCUACCCGCACCUCAUCGCGUCGUCAAGGCUCGAUCCCGUGGUUCGCAGCGGACACGCCAGCCCAGGCGGUGGAGCAAGAUCCGGCGCGAGAUUCGGAAGAGCAUGAGGUGUUCCGCAGGGCCAGUAGACCGAUCAGCUGGUUGCCGAGACAAGGGAGUAGCGGGACUUUGCCGGAUGGAGUGCCGCAGUUGACGGAUCUGGCGGUCACCAAUCCCGACACAGUGUCUGCCAAAGCAUCCGUCGACCUCCCCUGA
This is a messenger RNA of Rhodotorula toruloides NP11, 1662 nucleotides long. RefSeq lists its product as uncharacterized. Bases 1 to 1662 code for a protein of 553 amino acids. The record is from RefSeq and is a predicted model, not a curated record. The transcript has 2 exons. NCBI's taxonomy places the organism in Eukaryota, Fungi, Basidiomycota, Microbotryomycetes, Sporidiobolales, Sporidiobolaceae.